AUGUCGAAGCCCCAGAACUCUGUGGAUCAGUAUACGCAGCUAAAGAACCAACUUUCACAGCAAAUAGUGAAAAAGCAGGAACUAGAUUCCCAGCUUCAGGCGUUGGAAAACACCAUCUACGAGAAAGAGAAUGACUACUUCAAUGAAAGCACAUACGGCAACAUCGUAAAGGGAUUCGAUAGUUUUGCUAAAUCUUCUUCAGGUGGUUCCAGUAAGCGCAGAAUGGUUUAUACAGAUGACGAUCACAUCUUCAGUCUUCUGUCAGCUACAUUCGUGAGAACUCUCACGAAGAGACAAGGAACGGGCGCCCCAGAUUACGAUGACUUUGAGGAUUCCGUCGAGCCUCCUGCUAACGGUACCAGUAAUGGAUCUAAGGAGCAGCCAGGUACUCCAGGAAGAAAGAGAAAGGGCCGCUUGGACGACUCAAAAUGA
This is a messenger RNA of Candidozyma haemuli, 432 nucleotides long. It is a transcript of the gene EAF6, whose product is annotated as Eaf6p. The record is from RefSeq and is a predicted model, not a curated record. Gene Ontology annotation, cellular component: NuA4 histone acetyltransferase complex. NCBI's taxonomy places the organism in Eukaryota, Fungi, Ascomycota, Pichiomycetes, Serinales, Metschnikowiaceae. The transcript has a single exon. The coding region runs from base 1 to 432 and encodes 143 amino acids.